Molecule: messenger RNA, 934 nt
Organism: Cynocephalus volans (Philippine flying lemur)
Lineage: Eukaryota; Metazoa; Chordata; Mammalia; Dermoptera; Cynocephalidae
Product: FGFR1 oncogene partner 2-like
Exons: 1
Biological process (GO): response to wounding
Source: RefSeq, a predicted model, not a curated record
CCCUUAAGUGCAUAGUGUGCGGGCUGGCAGAGGCUCUGAGUCCCAGUUGCCACAGCUGACGGCUGCGAGGGACUGAGAGCCGAUUAUAGGUAUUCCUUUAGAAAUGAGUUGCACAAUUGAGAAGGCACUUGCUGAUGCGAAAGCUCUUGUUGAAAGAUUGAGAGAUCACGAUGAUGCAGCAGAAUCUCUGAUUGAACAAACCACAGCUCUCAACAAGCGGGUAGAAGCCAUGAAGCAGUAUCAGGAAGAAAUUCAAGAACUUAAUGAAGUCGCAAGACAUCGGCCACGGUCCACAUUGGUUAUGGGAAUCCAGCAAGAAAACAGACAAAUUAGAGAAUUGCAACAAGAGAACAAAGAACUGCGUACAUCCCUGGAAGAACAUCAGUCCGCCUUGGAACUUAUAAUGAGCAAAUAUCGAGAACAGAUGUUUAGAUUGCUAAUGGCGAGCAAAAAAGAUGAUCCGGGUAUAAUAAUGAAGUUAAAAGAGCAGCACUCCAAGGUUGACAUGGUACAUCGUAACAACUCCGAAGGAUUCUUCUCUGAUGCAUCGCGACACAUCCUUGGAGCACCUCAACAUGGACUGGAGAGGAGGCACUUGGAAGCAAAUCAUAAUGAAUGACAAGCACAUGUUGACCAGAUAACUGAAAUGGCAGCAGUAAUGAGGAAAGCCAUUGAAACUGACGAACAACAGGGUUGCAAGGAACAGGAACGAAUAUUUCAACUUGAGCAAGAAAACAAAGGCUUGAGAGAGAUCCUUCAAAUAACUCGAGAAUCAUUUUUGAACCUUAGGAAAGAUGAUGCAUCAGAAAGUACAUCUUUGUCAGCAUUAGUGACCAACAGUGACCUGAGUCUGAGGAAGAGCUGAAGAGCUUCCAAAUCUGUAAACUUACAUGGCUCCAGAUGGUCACUAGGACUGGCCUAUAAGUGAAUGAAU